UUCUUUUAAUAGGGUUUAAUUCGCGUCCGCGUUUUUUUUUUUAAUUUUUUUCGAUGUCGAAGAUAAAAAUGAAGAAAACGCUUACAAGAACAUUUCCAAGAGUUCCUGUUUACGACCAAGUUCGAGAAUAUUUAACAUCUGUGGCGACUGCUCAACAAACUUUAUCAUCAGGGUACGAACCAGAAAAGGGAGACACAAAUCCGAAUUUACAGUUAGUAUUAUCCCAAGCACUUUUUUCCGAAGUUAAUGCGGAUUUAGGAGCAAGGAAACAGUUCUACAAGAAGGAGCGAGUGGUUUUGAACCAAGAAUGGGAGGAUUUAGAAGAGAAGGAACGCGCUUUGAGAGAUAAUUUCGUUAAGUUGAAUAAAUUUAUUCAAGGUAAUAAGGAGAAGAGGCAAAGAGCUGCAGAGAGACUACACGAAGACAUUAAAACUGUUAAGAAAACGAAAGCACAUAUAGAACAAUUGAAAAAGGAUUAUGCUGACUUGGAAGAAAUUAAAUUAUUAUUUGAUAAAGAAAUUGCUGCACAUCGUUUGUACCAAGAAUAUCUGUAUCAAACAAUGAAGUUAAGUAACGAAUUCAAAAAUCCGUUCAACAUCAUUGAUCGUUACGAAUCCCUCAUGGCCACCAAAGCAGAAUUAGGACAACGCCAAACUCACGCUCUUGAGUCCUUAGAAUUUGCAAAACUUCGUUUGUCAAAAAAAGCCGAUGAAAAUAAUUUAGCUAUAUUAGGCUUUUCAAACGUAUUAUCCUCUUUCGUUUCCCGCUAUCAAUUGGCAGUGGCCACGUCCUUGCAAUGGGAAAGAAUUGUGAAUAAUAUUAAAAACAACUCCCUUAACAAAUACAAAGAAAUAACUGAAGUGAAGCAGUGCUGUAGAAAUACUUACCUGUUGAUGUGUAGGAGAAAAGGAGAAGUUCCCAAAAUUCCAGAAGACAAUGUCGAGAAGCAACUAGUCUAUAUCAAGAAAACACUUAAGCAGUUGGCAUCUGUACGAACGGAAGCAGCAAGUCGUACCAAGGAAACUUUCAGUUCAGUAAGAGUGGAACUUUCGAAGUUAACCUGAAGUUGUUGUUCUCUCUACUGUAAUUUAUGCAAAUACAGAUG
This is a messenger RNA of Zophobas morio, 1105 nucleotides long. RefSeq names its product cilia- and flagella-associated protein 73. Bases 54 to 1064 code for a protein of 336 amino acids. The transcript is spliced from 5 exons. The record is from RefSeq and is a predicted model, not a curated record. NCBI's taxonomy places the organism in Eukaryota, Metazoa, Arthropoda, Insecta, Coleoptera, Tenebrionidae.